CCCGGAUCUCUGACAAGUCACCUGCCCAACCAUCGAUACACGACCGUCGCGCAAACGGGACGCAAACAAACAUGUUUGACAACGGGCGACCAGGUCGCAAAAAUGGUGCGUUCCUCAGCCUCGCUUGCUUGCCUGCUUGUGCAUCCCUCUGGCCGGCGGCAAAUUACGCACAUCGAGCUGACACUCGCUCUUAUCUGGCCGGCGGAAAAUUUCCCAUUAUUUUCCUUUACCCUUUCUCUGGCGAUCUGGUCUCACUUUACACCUAUCGCAGCGGUGAUCAUCAUGAUAGGCCUCGGCUUGCUGGGACUGCUGACAGGGUGCCUAGCCGCCGCAAACGCUGCCAAGUGGAAUUCAGCGGAGCAAGAUUUGUUCGUGGGGCCGAUUUCGAUCAUCAGCCCACGCGGCGCGUCUGGCUACCUCGCUUUUGUCGCCUUUGUCACUUUCUUCACCGCCGCCGUCGCCUUCCCGCUGAUUGGGCACGAUGUCGCGAUGCUCGCGUCGUCGCUCGCCUGGCUCGUCAUCGCCGUCACAUACUCGUUCCUCUGGCUCACCGCCGCCGCUGCGCUCUCCGGCACGCAGGGAGAGCUCCCCUGCGGCGGCAAGUUGUCCUACUUUGGCAUCCCCUGCGCGCUUGGUAACGCCACGCUCGCCUUCUCUUGGAUUGGCUGGGUCGUCACCAUCGCCAACGUCAUCGCCGCAGGGCUCUACUACUGGAAGCGCAACGACAUCGUCCCCGGCUCGCGCCCCUGGCGCAGAUCUUACAUCACCGAGAGCUCACCCGCUUCGGCCAACAAGCUCGGAUCUAUCAGCAGACCGCAGCCGCAGGGUACGCCGCUCGAGGAGGUCGGAUACAAUAGCUACCAGACCAGGCUCCAAUGA
Molecule: messenger RNA, 879 nt
Organism: Tilletiaria anomala UBC 951
Lineage: Eukaryota; Fungi; Basidiomycota; Exobasidiomycetes; Georgefischeriales; Tilletiariaceae
Exons: 1
Coding region: 103-879 (258 amino acids)
Source: RefSeq, a predicted model, not a curated record